Messenger RNA from Lottia gigantea (owl limpet), 1585 nucleotides. RefSeq lists its product as hypothetical. Gene Ontology annotation, biological process: error-prone translesion synthesis; DNA-templated DNA replication. The transcript has 15 exons. NCBI's taxonomy places the organism in Eukaryota, Metazoa, Mollusca, Gastropoda, Lottiidae. The record is from RefSeq and is a predicted model, not a curated record. Gene Ontology annotation, cellular component: epsilon DNA polymerase complex. Gene Ontology annotation, molecular function: DNA binding. Bases 11 to 1585 code for a protein of 524 amino acids.
GGAAGUUAAAAUGGCUGCUAAACUUAGGAAUAUUAUCACAUCAGCAUUUAAAAUGCAUGGCCUCACUCUUCGGAGUGAGUCGAGUAAAUAUCUGGUGGAUGUUCUAUUACCAAUAGAUGAAGGUGACAGAGAAGGAUGGCUUGAUCAUGUGAUUGAAAUAAUUCAAAAGCAGCCAUUAUCAAGUUCAAUGAUAGAUAAGUCAGUUUGUGAAGCUGCUAUCCAUGAGUGUAAUCAAGAACAAAAUGAAGAAGGAGAGAAUGUUUUUUGUAUUAUUGAUGCUUUCAAUGUCCCCAGAUUUACUUACCAUCCUGAUAGGAAAAAAUUUAUACCGAAUUCUAGUCUAGGUAUUAAAGCACCCAUGUUACAUGGAGAUGCUGAAGAUAAAGCUACAUUGUUCCGAGAAAGAUAUACUGUCUUACAUCAGAGAACAUUACGCCAUGAUCUGUUUACACCACCUGUUUUAGGCGCUGCACCAGAUGAAAAAAAUACAAAAUUUCAGUUAAAACCAAUAGAAUAUUUAUUAGGGAGUACAUCUAAAUUAGGUGAUAUUAUUGUACUGGGCAUGCUCACACAGAUGAAAGAGGGUAAAUGGUAUAUAGAAGACCCUACUGGUUUUGUACAAAUAGAUAUCAGUAAUGCUAACUUUCAUAAAGGAUUAUUUACUGAGAAUUCCUUUGUAUUAGCUGAAGGCUGGUAUGAAGAUGAUUUAUUUCAUAUUAAUGCAUUUGGUUUCCCUCCAACAGAGACUGCUAAAUCUUCUAGGUCUUAUUUUGGUAAUAUGAACUUUUUUGGUGGACCAACUACAACCAGUGUUAAAGCUUCGAGUAAAUUAAAACAAAUAGAAGAAGAUAAUCAAGAUGCUAUGUUUGUUAUAUUAUCAGAUGUUUGGUUAGAUAAUGUUAAGGUAAUGGAAAAAUUAAAAGAAUUAUUUGCUGGUUAUAGUGAAUUCCCUCCUACCUGUUUUAUAUUUUGUGGUAAUUUUACUAGUGCACCACAUGGUACAGGGCAUAUUAAAACUUUAAAAGAGUCGUUUCAUAACUUGGCAGAGAUGUUGAGUGAAUAUCCACAUUUAUUAGAAGUUUGUAAAUUUGUAUUUGUGCCUGGCCCACAAGAUCCUGGUCCAGCUACUAUAUUACCUAGACCUCCGAUUCCUAACUGUAUAACAGAAGAAAUACGCCGUAAAAUACCAUCAGCAAUAUUCACUACUAAUCCUUGUCGUUUACAAUACUGUACUCAAGAAAUAGUCAUAUUCCGUGAAGAUAUUGUGACUAAAAUGUGUAGAAAUUGUGUUAAAUUUCCAUCUGAUGGUGAUGUUCCAACUCAUUUUGCUAAAUCAAUAAUAAGCCAAGGCCAUCUGUGUCCCUUACCACUUCAUGUUUCUCCUAUAUACUGGGCAUACGAUCGAAGUCUACGUAUUUACCCCCUACCUGAUGUGUUAGUUUGUGCUGAUAAAUGUGAUCCAUUUACGACAACUCAAGUUGAUUGUACAGUCAUGAAUCCAGGCUCGUUCUCGAGAACCAACUAUGGAUUUAAAGUUUACUACCCAGCCAGUCGAGAAGUUCAAGACAGCCAAAUACAGACAUAG